Messenger RNA from Amphibalanus amphitrite, 1720 nucleotides. RefSeq lists its product as uncharacterized. The transcript is spliced from 9 exons. Gene Ontology annotation, cellular component: extracellular region; membrane. Gene Ontology annotation, molecular function: chitin binding. Lineage: Eukaryota; Metazoa; Arthropoda; Thecostraca; Balanomorpha; Balanidae. The annotation marks the transcript as partial. The record is from RefSeq and is a predicted model, not a curated record.
GGGCAGUCUCAGCAGUGACGGCGGCGGCGGCGGCGGCGGCGGCGGGAGCGGUACAGUAGUAGCUCACCGACCGUCGGUUUUCCUGCGACCACAGCGGCGGCGGUGGCGGCAGUCGUCGCGAGGGGGCGCUGUGUGUGCUGGUGUACCCUCCUCCACACCGCAGUGUCGUCCUCGAGGAGUCGUCAGUCAGUCGAACUCCGCCAACGGAGCGGGAGGGAGGAGAGCCCGUCUAGCAUAGCACCGGCUCGAGACAUCGACAUCGAACAGAGGGUCGUGUUGAACCAACAUAACCCCUGCUCGACAUAGCGGAUCGGUUCGACAUAGCAUCGAAUCGUUUUGAACCAGCACGGCUCGACAUAGCUCCUCGGUUCGACAUAGCCCCGGUUCGAGCGGCCCGGUUGAAACCCGUCCAGUUGUGCCAGUGGAGUGUGGUGUGCGGUUUGCAUGUGGAGCUCAUAGCGGGUCGGUCGGUCGGUCAGUGCGCGUUUGGUGCCGAAUACCGAACGGUUCCUGGUGAGACUUCCUGGUGCCACUGGUGCCGCUGGUGAUUGGUGAGGAGGAUUGGUGAACUCUGGAGAUAUGAAGGUGGUGCUGGUGUCAGUGCUGCUCACGCAGUUGUGCGUGAUCACAUCGGAACCAAUUUCAACGCUGCUGUUUCCCGACGACCCGGAGUUUCCAGCCUACAAGGAGCACCUCAUCACCACCACCCGUCGGCCGGUGAGGGUGCACAAUGGGCGACAACAGAAAAAGAACAGAAUCAACGGUAUAUCGCAGACGGCUCGGUCGUCCCGUUUCCGCCCCGAUCCAAACGCCAAGAAGCAGCUUACAGACAUCACCUCGUACCGGCAGGCGCGACGGCAGUUCCGGUAUGACCGGCGAGACCCGCAGAGUUUCGACGACACCUCCCUGGUGGGGGUGCUCCCCCCUAGAAGGGGAGGCUCGUCCCGUGCCCCUCCUGCUCCCCGGCCCUCCCUGACAGUGACCAGGGGAGGCAUGCCGGUGGUCGAGAUGGGACCCGAUGUCACCCGACAUUGUCCUAGUCCCACCGGGAGAUUUCCGAUAAUGCGCCACUGCGACAAGUACCUGGAGUGCGUGUUCAGCUCGGGUUACCUCCGCUCGUGUGCUCCGGGCACCCAGUUCGACUCGGUAUCCGCCCAGUGCACCUUCCCCUAUAAGGCGCGCUGUGCCGACGACUUUGAACUCUAUGAUGGUCCCGACGACCUGGCGGCCGCGGCCUCCACCCUGCCCCCUCUCACCCCGUCCGUUAUGGAGACACCCACGGCUCAGCUGCGGGCGGACGGCUCCGUGUCCACCGAGUGUCCCCGGCCGGCCGGCAUGUUCGCUAUACCCAACAGGUGUGACGCGUUCCUGAACUGCUGGGCCGGCGUGGGCCACGUCCAGCAGUGUGCGCCCGGAACCCUGUUCAACUGUCACACCGAGAAGUGUGACUUUCCUCACAACGUGCGCUGCGUUCAGCCAGAUAAGCCCCAGGCGCCGAUGAUCGACGUAUCGCAGUUCGCUCGGAACGGGGUGCAGGCCCGGUCCCGGUUCGGCUCAGUGAUGGCGCCUCCGUCCGGGCAGAGGCUCAGAGUGCGGGGAGGACGAUCACUGUCCCAGGGUCACGUGCAGAUGUACCACGAGGGCCAAUGGAACCAUGUGUGUGAGGACGAGUUUACACGACAUAUGGCCGAUACGUCUGCUGGGACAUGGGCUUCAAACG